ACUAAACACCUCCUAAAAUGAUGCUUCACAAAUGGUGUCAGAAUUGCAUGGAUAAGUACAAGAUAGCUCCAUAGCGCUCUACGACGGCGUCGCUUCUUCCUUCCGGCCGGCCGGCCACCAUGUCGUCGUCGUCGGCGGCGGCGGCGCCAGCGCCAGCCCACGCCGUGUUCUUCCCGUUCCCGGUGCAGGGCCACGUCGCUCUGGCGCUGCACCUGGCUAAGCUCCUCCACGCCAGGGACGGCGUCCGCGUCACCUUCGUCCACUCCGAGCGCAACCGCCGCCGCGUGCUCCGCUCGCGCGGCGCCACCGCGCUCGACGGCGCCCCGGGGUUCCGCUUCGCCGCCGUUCCCGACGGCCUGCCGUUAGACGGGGACGCCGACGCUCCCCCCGGCAUGCUCCCCCUGCUCGUCGCCAUAAGGUCAACCGUGCCGCACUUCAAGAACGUGCUCGACGACGCCGCCGCCUCCGGUGACCCGGCCACCUGCGUCGUCUCCGACAUGGACCACAUCUUGCUCGCCGCCAGGGACAUGGGCCUUCCGACGGUGGUGCCCUGGGUGCCCAGCGCCUGCGGCCUCCUGUCGUCCCUGCACUACCAGCAGCUCAUCGACCGAGGCCUUCUUCCUCUCAAAGAUGCUGAGCAGCUGAGCAAUGGCCACCUCGACAGCACGGUGGUCGACUGGGUGCCGGGGUUGCCGGCGGACAUGCGCCUGCGCGACUUCGGCAGCUUCAUCCGCACGACGGACCCCGACGACGCCGUGCUUGCCAUGUACGUGUCCUACAUGGAGUGCCUCCGGACCACGCCGUCCGCCGUCGUCCUCAACACGUUCGACGAGCUGGAAGGCGAGGUCGUCGCCGCCCUGUCGCGCCUCCUGCCGCCGGUCUACACGGUCGGGCCGAUCCCGCGGCUCGCCGCCGCGCACGUCGCCGGACGCGGCCCGGUCGACGCGCUGGGGGCGAGCCUCUGGCCGGAGGACAGCCGCUGCCUCGAGUGGCUCCGGGGCAAGCUGCCUCGCUCCGUCCUGUACGUCAACUUCGGCAGCAUCGUCGUCGUGACGAGGGAGCAGCUAGUGGAGCUCGCGUGGGGCCUCGCCGCAAGCGGCCACCAGUUUCUCUGGGUGAUUCGAGACGACCAAGCCAAGAACGGCGGCGGCGGCGACCCAGCCGACAUGUUCCCGCCGGAGGUCGGCGAGAGCAUAGAGCAUAGAGCGGAGGUCGGCGAGAGCAUAGAGCGGGAAGCGGUGGCGAGGAUGGUGAGGGAGGUGAUGGGAGAAGAUCGUGGGAAGGAGAUGAGGCGGCGCGCCAUGGAGUGGAAGGAGAAGGCGGCCAUGGCGGUAGCACCUGGUGGUAGUUCAUGGGUCAACUUGGAAAAGUUGGUCAAGGAGAUGUUUCUCUCCACAGAUUAA
Oryza brachyantha (malo sina) is the source of this 1403-nucleotide messenger RNA. Its product is annotated as (R)-mandelonitrile beta-glucosyltransferase-like. The record is from RefSeq and is a predicted model, not a curated record. The transcript has 2 exons. NCBI's taxonomy places the organism in Eukaryota, Viridiplantae, Streptophyta, Magnoliopsida, Poales, Poaceae. Bases 120 to 1403 code for a protein of 427 amino acids.